Molecule: messenger RNA, 5273 nt
Organism: Oncorhynchus masou masou (cherry salmon)
Lineage: Eukaryota; Metazoa; Chordata; Actinopteri; Salmoniformes; Salmonidae
Product: vesicular glutamate transporter 2.1
Exons: 12
Coding region: 137-1882 (581 amino acids)
Biological process (GO): regulation of synapse structure or activity; synaptic transmission, glutamatergic; transmembrane transport
Cellular component (GO): excitatory synapse; synaptic vesicle membrane
Molecular function (GO): L-glutamate transmembrane transporter activity; neurotransmitter transmembrane transporter activity
Source: RefSeq, a predicted model, not a curated record
AUAGGCUACAGAUCUUGUCUGCUUUUCUUGUCAAAUAAUCAGAUACAUCGCUUGCUCCACCGGUUUGUUCGGUCACACGCACCGUAACAUGAAGCUUAAACAGUAGACAUUUUUUAGAAAAACAUCAAAUUUGGAUAUGGAGUCCGUCAAGAUGAGAGCCAAAGAGGGCAUAAAGGAAUUUGGGGCGAAGACCCUGGGACAGAUGUACAAGGUGAUGGAGAAGCGACAGGGAACUGGUGAAGUUAUCGAACUAACAGAGGACGGCAGGCCCUCUGAGGCCCAGGAGAAGAAAGCACCCCUGUGCGACUGCACGUGUUUUGGGCUGCCCCGCCGAUACAUCAUCGCCAUCAUGAGCGGUCUAGGUUUCUGUAUCUCUUUCGGCAUCCGAUGCAAUCUGGGCGUGGCCAUCGUGGGAAUGGUCAACAACAGCACAAUUCACAAAGAUGGGAAGAUCAUCAUCACAGAGAAAGCAAAGUUCAACUGGGACCCAGAGACAGUCGGUAUGAUCCAUGGUUCGUUUUUCUGGGGCUAUAUAGUGACGCAGAUCCCGGGAGGGUACAUAUGCUCGAGACUGGCAGCUAACAGGGUUUUCGGUCUUGCCAUUUUCCUUACCUCGACGCUCAAUAUGUUAAUCCCCUCGGCGGCACGGACGCAUUAUGGACUAGUCAUCUUUGUGAGGAUAUUGCAAGGGCUGGUGGAGGGAGUAACCUACCCAGCCUGCCAUGGGAUCUGGAGUAAGUGGGCUCCCCCUCUGGAGAGGAGUCGCCUGGCCACCACCUCCUUCUGUGGUUCAUAUGCUGGUGCUGUCAUAGCCAUGCCUCUAGCAGGGAUCCUGGUGCAGUACUCCGGCUGGUCCUCUGUGUUCUAUCUCUAUGGGUGCUUUGGGAUCUUCUGGUAUAUGUUCUGGAUCCUUGUGUCGUAUGAAAGUCCUGCUGUGCACCCUACCAUCACCCAGGAGGAACGAGUCUACAUAGAGGAGAGCAUCGGGGAGAGUGCCAAGCUCAUGGGCCCUGCUGAGAAAUUUAAGACCCCCUGGAAAAAGUUCUUCACCUCCAUGCCUGUCUAUGCAAUCAUCGUGGCCAACUUCUGCAGAAGCUGGACCUUCUACCUACUGCUUAUCAGUCAGCCGGCCUACUUUGAGGAGGUGUUUGGGUUUGAGAUAAGCAAGGUUGGCAUGGUGUCUGCCCUGCCCCACUUGGUGAUGACAAUCAUUGUGCCCAUUGGAGGGCAGUUGGCUGACUACCUACGCAGCAGGAACAUCCUCUCUACCACUACAGUCAGGAAGAUCAUGAACUGUGGAGGGUUUGGCAUGGAGGCUACGCUGCUGCUGGUAGUGGGAUUUUCCCACACCAAAGGGGUGGCUAUUUCCUUCCUGGUCCUUGCUGUGGGCUUCAGUGGAUUUGCCAUAUCAGGAUUCAACGUCAAUCACUUAGACAUUGCUCCACGCUAUGCCAGUAUCCUUAUGGGCAUAUCCAACGGUGUGGGCACCCUGUCUGGCAUGGUAUGCCCAUUGAUCGUAGGUGCCAUGACAAAAAACAAGACUCGAGAAGAGUGGCAGUGGGUGUUCCUCAUCGCUGCUCUGGUUCACUACGGGGGAGUCAUCUUCUAUGGCAUCUUUGCCUCUGGAGAGAAGCAGCCGUGGGCCGACCCAGAGCUGACCAGCGAUGAGAAGUGUGGCUUCAUCGAUGAGGAUGAGCUGGCAGAGGAGACGGGCGACAUCACCCAGAGUUACGGUGCCCUGGGCGGCGGUCCGGCCAAAACGUACGGUGCCACUACGCAGAACGGGGGCUGGGCUGACAGCUGGGAUAAGAAGGAGGAGUUUGUCCAGGAAGAGGCAGAGGGAGGGCCGUAUGGCUACAGGCAGGACCAGGACUACUCCUAGAGACAGGAGACUCACUGACCAUCAAACGGUAGACUUAUUUUGUAUUGUUUACCAGUUUAGACGAAACGAGUCAAAAACCAAACAAAAAAGAUAACAAUCCAUUGUUGUAUGUUUGCACAAAUUCAAAUCAUUAUUUCAAAAGAUAAAAUUUGUUAAAAAGAUUAUUUUAUUGUACAAAUAAAAUAAAAAAUAUAGAGAUGAAGCACAUCAAAUUGCCAGAUCUAUUUGUAAAUGUAAUAUGCAUAUAAAUUAUAGAUAUAUUUAUUUGGAGUGCAAUUGUGUGUAAGUGUGAACCAUUUCCACCUCAUCAAUCUGAGCUUCUUCAGUCUGGAGAAGCCUGUUAUGUACGAUCAGACAAGAUUUAACUGGCUUCCUGGAUCAUCAUGCCUAACUGGUUCUUAUUACAACUCCUCAUGAGCCAGCCAUUGCAGUGUAAAAGAAACAUGUCACUGUAAAAAGGGGACUUAACCAGGAAUGAGACUGUAUGUCUUAGGUUGUACAGUAUCUCUUCUGAAUGCACUGAAAGUAGUGUCCUUUCAAUGCAUAAUAUAAUUUUCUUUUUUUAUUAUGUGUUUGUAUAACUGUCUUUAAUACAGAGGCAUAAAGAUACAAUAAUGUUUUGAAGAACAACAUAACACUUUCGCUAGUUGAUGUAAAAGUCUUAAGAUGCAUGAAAGAAAAUAAUGAUGAAGCAUUGCUCACGUGUUUACUGUGCCAUUUUGAGAGCUUGGGACUAUACGGUUCUAUCUGUAUUUUUUACUAAAUGGAGUUAGUGACAUAGCCUUGUUCUGUUCAAUGUUCUCUACUUAUAUACCCCUUAUAUCAACCAGAGAGCUGGUUUCAAGCGCAGGGCGCAGCAGGUGUUUAUUGCAAAGGACCACAGUAGGAGGUAGGUAGCUGGGUCCAGGGACAGGCUAAAGGUUAUACACAGGGGGUCCAACAAGGCUAAAGUACAGGCAGGGAAUAGACAAAAGGCAUCGUUAGUGAGGCAGGCAAAAACUAUCAUAUAUGGGAGGAUUACAUUAUGGGAAAACCAGAGCUCCUAAUAGAAGUGUGUCACAAAACAAACAAUACCUCACAAUGAUGGGGUGCAAAGAACUGAACUAAAUAGUGUGUGAUAACGACAUACAGGUGUGUGAACAGGUGAUCAGAAUUCAGGUGAUUGGGAUCUGGAGAGUGAGGGGGAUCUAUGUGUUUGAGAGUGUGAGUUGGAAGCAGACAUUACAUUAUCUAAGAAUCAUAUUUUUGCAGAUAGAACCUUAUAGUCCCAAGCUCUCGAUUUCAUGCCUAUAACAAUGUUACAUCUAUAAAUGUUUAUGAUUGGAGGUUACAAACAUUCAUAACUCGGUUAUGUAAUUCUUAUGAUCAUUUUGUCCGUUUUAUUGUCUGGUCAAUUCAAGUCAUUUCAAUAAGAUUUGUUGUUGUUUAAAGGUAAAUGUUUGUCUGAGGUGACUAAAGAAAUAUAACAUGGACAAUAUAAAGAAAUUCUGCACGGCACUAUCAAGGGCCUGUGCAAUGCAGAGAAAGACCAGCCAGCCGAUCCAGAAGUAGCCAAUCAGUAUAUCUACUGUACAGACAGUCCGUCAGCAGGAGAUAUGCUUUGCUAAUGAAAAGGAAACAUUUUUAGACUGGGAUAGUGAUCCAGAUAGACAAUGUUGUUAAAGAAAACUAUACCUUGCAGUCCAGGAGGACAAUUCGCCAAGUUGGUGAUUGAGAUUCAUAUUACGUCUACUAGUAAAAACAUUAGAGCAUUACAGAAUUAAAAAACAUGACAGUAUAGCUGUUACUGCCUAUGUAAUGUAUGUCACAUUGAACGUUUACCAUUCCUUAAAGAGUAGGUAGACAAUCAAAAGAGCAGCAAGACAUGAUUUAGCCAGUGUGUAUAGAGUGGUAAUGACCAGUGUAGAGAUACUUGGUUCCAGUCAAUGAUUUAUAUAUACACUCGAUGACUGACAGCGGCCUUGUUUAGAAGCCACUGUGCCUCCAUCUUGGCACUCCCCAACAUUGUAAAUAAAUAUUUUGGAAGCUAUAGAAAUUCAUUUAUUAUUGUCUACAUUUGUUUUUGCCACGUUUAUUCGAUUACAGAACAUUUAAUGAGUAAUUUUAAAUUAUAUUAUGUGAGCUAAACAUUAAAAAAAUACAUAUAUAUUAAAAUAUUUUCCUUAAAAGUAUAAUGUUUUGAAAGUUCUAACGUUACUGUCCCCAAUACAACAACAAAAAAUACUUAAAUACAUUACAUUUUGGCCUAUAAACAUUUAAUUAAAAUACUGUAGAAUUCCAUUCAUUCCAAUGGAAGAUUGCUCCUACUGGAGAGUGCCAAUAUGGCUGACCGAUGGCUUCAAAGCCUCUCAUUGGCCAAUACAUAGUAUCAGCAAUCCAGGGUUUAUAUACACCACUGGUUUCAGUAGCGUGUCAGGGACCUAAACCUGCUUUUCACUGUCUGUCUGUGGAGACCUAAAGUCAGCACUUCACAAUGUAUUUAUGGAAAUGUAUUUAUGCAUGGAACAAAGCCGUAGACUAAAUGUUUUCACUUUUUAUUUCUUUCACAAAAUGUAUUUUGUCUCUCAAACUGUUACUAAUGUGUCAAUUUCUUUGCACAAUUAACCAAAGGUAACGUGGACAUUGCAUGGCCUCUGUAGGCCUCUCCAGGUGGCGCUAACCAUACUCAGUGUACAAAGCAAUAAAUCCAUGGUAACAGUUGUUGUCAACCAUUGAAAAAUGUAAAACACUAGCAUAUGUAACUACAGCGUUUAUUUUACGUUUCAAGCUGUGUUUUUUGUGAUAUCAAAUAUAGAAAAGAACAAACACAAGUACUUGUAAAAAUAAAACUUAUGUAGUUAGAGUCCUCCACACAGCUCUUUGACAUGCUGAUAAUGCAGGGAGUUUGUGAGGGGACUGCUCACCAGAAGAGAAUGAUACCCUGGGCCAUUCCUGUGACAUGGAUGAUGUCCUUCUCCAUAUAUCUAUGGUUCCACUCCUGUUGGUGUCUGCGCAUCCGUUGUUCUGUACAGUUUCCAGUGGUCGUUUUGGAGGGUGUGCUAUUGUUCAGUUUUUUCUCUCUCUCUCUCUCUAAACCCUGUUGGUUUGAUUGAUGUGUGUUCUGCCAGUGGCUGGACCCCUAUUGCCCCCUUAACCAUCUGUCUCUAACCACCUAAACCCCUUUCAUUCUUGCAAUAUUCAAUGAUGUGAAGAUUGUCUGUAAAGGUAAUCUAACAUUUACAGAACUGGCAGAUGUAUAACAUGAAGUAACGGUACCUUCUUCCUGUUUUGUGCCUCUGAGUGAAGUUGCAGUGUGAUUCUAUGGCUUAUUUUGCUGUGUCAAUGGAGAGAUUUGUUGAUGUCAAAAUGAAAUGCUCUAUAUAUCCAUUUUAUAAAAAAAUGAAUGAACAAA